This is a messenger RNA of Prorocentrum cordatum, 1413 nucleotides long. Lineage: Eukaryota; Dinophyceae; Prorocentrales; Prorocentraceae. The record is from the annotation of a GenBank genome assembly.
AUGGAGCCGAUGACCGUUGCCUUGCCAACAGCUGAGCAGGACCAGGCUGACCCGCAGGUGGCACAGCUUCUCCUCGCCGCUUAUUUGGACCAACACGACCAAUGUGUUGAGCUGAUCGCUUCAGGGGUGGUGUCGGUUGACGCAUCGGCACGAGGCGACACACUUGCACCGUACAAGCGACUCCGCGGUGGCAAAAAGAAGCAGGUCCGGCCGUUACCCUCGGACUCGCCGCAGCUGCCGCUGCACAGGUACGCGGGCAGGACCGCCCUGUCGCUGGCAGUCGAGGCCGGCCACCUGGCCACCGCGCGGCGGCUCCUCGCGUGCGGCGCCAGCGCCGACGCCGCCGACUCGGCCGGCGUGAGCCCGCUGGACCUGGCGCUGGAGCGGGCGGCGCUCGCCGACGAGGCGGGCGCGGGGCGGGAUGCCGCCCUGGUGGAGGUGCUCUCGGCGGCAUCGCGGCGUGGCCCCCGCGGGGUGCCGACGGCGAGGCAGGCAGUGGAGCAGCGCGCUCUGCGCGAGGCCGCGCACAUGCGCCGGGUGCAGGCCUGCGACGCGGCGCGGCGGCAGGCCGCGGUCGAGGCGGGCCUGGCGAGGAUCAGCGGAUUGUACAGGCCUCUGCACGCGAGCGUGUACGAGCCUCCAGCCGAUUCCUUCGUAGACGCGGCCGGGGUUCAGCAGAGCGCCAGCGUACCUGGCCUCGUGAUUGCGCCCGUCUUGGACCCGCACUUUGCCGCCACCGUCUGGGAGGAGCUGGCGCAUUACGAGGCGGCGGCCCAGGAGAUGGGGCUGCCGUUUCACGAGCGCUUCGAUCAAAAUAUGGACAUGCUGGAGAUAUGCGGUUUCGCGAGCCUGUGCGAGAGAAUUCAUGACGCAGUUGCACCCUUGUGGCCUCUUAUCGGCAUUGACGAUGAUCCCCCUCCACGGUUCAUGCACGCGGUGAGAUUGGACAAUUAUCCCGGGCGGCCAGGCGCGGACCGAUUGGCGCUCAAAGUGCACCAGGACAAGUACCGGCUGACCAUCAACGUUUGCCUGCUAGCGAGCCAUGAUUUGGCAGGCUCGACGGUGGGCUUUUAUUACGACGGCGAUGGAGCGGCCGCUGGCGGGACGCGGGCUGCGGGCGGGCGUGGGGUGCCCUCCGAGGCCCAGCCGCGUGUACACGCACUCGCACCAUCCUGGGUUUGCAGCAAUUCAUUCCGGCUACGUCUGGCACAAGACAGAUCCGAUCACAAACGGCAGACGAGGCUCUCUAAUAUUGUGGGCCAGCUAGGGGAGGAUGAGGAGGAGAAAGACCGAGACCGAGAAGAGGAAGAGACUGUUGGUCCGUUCACAUGGUUUGUGCCCCAUGCACUCUGCAGGAUGCGUCGCGGCAGUGCGAACCAUGAAAGUCCGCGAUUGCAUAUUGUUGUUUGUUGA